Messenger RNA from Hylaeus volcanicus, 1996 nucleotides. Its product is annotated as alpha-tubulin N-acetyltransferase-like. Gene Ontology annotation, molecular function: tubulin N-acetyltransferase activity. Gene Ontology annotation, biological process: alpha-tubulin acetylation. The record is from RefSeq and is a predicted model, not a curated record. The coding region runs from base 830 to 1936 and encodes 368 amino acids. The transcript is spliced from 8 exons. Gene Ontology annotation, cellular component: microtubule. NCBI's taxonomy places the organism in Eukaryota, Metazoa, Arthropoda, Insecta, Hymenoptera, Colletidae.
CUCGCCAGUAAACUGCGAGACUACCAGCGAUUCGUCGGGUGAAACUCCGUGUUAACGUUAAAUUUUCAUUUCUCGAUCGCGCCAGGAAAUAUUUUCCCCCGAACGAUUCGUUCGUCGAAAGAGGUUGCCUUUUCCCGACGGUUUCAUGACAUCCCGACCCAUAUUUCGCGUUCGUAUCGGUUAGCUGUCAGAUUAUUAAAGAUACAAGCAGUGCAUGUCAUCUAACUUCUCACGCGAUCGCGUACCGUGGCAGUAGAAAAGCAAUACCGCGGGACCAAUGGAUAUCAGUCGGCUACGAGCCGUGAAGUAACACGGAGCUGUGCGAGUCCGAUCGAUUCCGAAUAAUCGUGCGUCGUCUCGCGUGGUGUUCAUCCCUGUGCUCGACGCACCGAUCGUUAUCCCGCUAUCUGGAUUCGUAGAUUUCGUUCUAGAAAGUGGUGCGUACGGUAAACUCGAGUGACAGCAAGGAACGAAAAUAGAUGUCAUCGCGUGGAGCCACGUGACAGAACGAGAAUUCAUAUGCGACAGCGAACGUGACAGACCGAGAACAAUAAAAUUGUUCAACGAUCAGACGUACUCUCGCUGCGACGCGAACAGUUUCGGUGGGAAAACGGCGAACACGCCACAGUUCUCCCCGGUAAACGCGCAGUGAAGUUGUCUCGGUGGGUGCCAUUGACCGCCAUAUUCAGGACAGAUACUCCGAGAUCGAGUUUCGAAAAAACCUUGGAAGGUGAUACGUCGGUGGCGUCGAAAAGGUUGAGGAUCGGUUUGUCGAACAUAUUACGCGUUAAAUCAACGAAAACGACGCGGUGGGAAACACGACGUCGAGAUGGAGUUCAAGUUCAACGUAAAUAAACUCUUGCCCAGGCAGAUCAACAAGGUCACGCACACUCUCAUCCCGGAAGACUUCAAAGGCGAUCGUCGUGAAUUACACGAAUGCCAGAGGCAAUUGGGCAGAGUCCUCGACGAUAUGGGCGAGGCUUCGGCAAGGGCUCAGGGUCUGAACAAGCCAAUAACUAGCACCCUAAAACUUCGAGACACGGACCAUUUGGUAUAUUUAUUAGUGGACAACGAAGCUAACAACGGACUGGGUUGCGUGGUGGGUUUGCUAAAGACCGGAUCGAAGAAUCUCUUCAUGUUCGACGAGACAGGAACUCAUUACCAGCUGAAGCCCAGGUGCGUUUUGGACUUUUAUGUUCACGAGUCCCGGCAACGCAUGGGCCUCGGAAAUAUCCUCUACGAGUACAUGCUCUCUGAGGAGAACAUUAGGCCAUGGAAGCUGGCGAUCGAUCGACCUUCGGGGAAAUUCUUAGCCUUCCUGGACAAGUACUACGGCCUCUCGAAAAUAAUCCCGCAGAAUAAUAAAUUCGUCGUCUUCGAAGGAUUCUUCGACGAUGAGCGCCAGGAUGUCAGGUCAAAUAGAUAUAGCUUACCUGCUAAAACGACAAACGAUAUCGGUGGAUCAAAUAACAUUCAUAAUAACAAUAACGGAAAAAGUAAUUCUGGAAUGAACGGCGUUCAGUAUCCUGCAUUUGUUGCGCGUAAUUCGAUCGGCAGAUACGCCGCAGCACGGCCUCCUUGUUCCAUGGCAAAUAUAAUCCAUAACACUGCUGUGCUUGGUCCAUCAGUCGAACGUACCGAUUAUUUUUUCAGUGAACAAUCAAGGACACCUACUGCUAUGCAGUUGAAACCAGACCGACCACGCUCAUUAAGUAUUUACUCUGAAGAGGAACAGAAGCAACGCACAAGCGAACUGUCCACGGUACCAACGCCUGCUUUACCCGAUCAUCAACCAACUCCCCUUGCUACUAUUUUACGAGACACAGAAAAGACCGAAAAGAACAUGAAACCGUCUCCCUCAUGUAGUCAAGAAGUAGCCGGUACUAAUCAACACACUCGAUUGGACCUCAAAUUUUAUCAUUCACCUUUAUGGUAAUGCAACUGAAAAAAAAUGAGAAAUUAUUAUUUCCCUGGGUAGAAUUAUUUUUAAUUUAUU